Coniophora puteana RWD-64-598 SS2 is the source of this 3409-nucleotide messenger RNA. Its product is annotated as mannose-6-phosphate isomerase. Gene Ontology annotation, cellular component: cytosol. Gene Ontology annotation, biological process: carbohydrate metabolic process; GDP-mannose biosynthetic process. The record is from RefSeq and is a predicted model, not a curated record. The transcript is spliced from 4 exons. Bases 312 to 1604 code for a protein of 430 amino acids. Lineage: Eukaryota; Fungi; Basidiomycota; Agaricomycetes; Boletales; Coniophoraceae. Gene Ontology annotation, molecular function: mannose-6-phosphate isomerase activity; zinc ion binding.
GUCGAUGACGCCGAUUGACAAUCAAGACAAAGAUUGCUGAAGUCGACGCUCUCAAGAUUUCCUCAGCAGCCCGGCUCCCAUGGCCAUCGAUGGUGAUGGUACAUAAAUGCGACGUCGGGUACACGCCUGGUCGUGGUCGUGUCCGCCAGUCCGCUUUAACAUUCACUCCACCUCCUCCGCGAUCUUAUCGAUUCGGCCCAAGAGCAGUGUAACCCCUUAAACUUACACCCACAUCAUCUACAUUAUCAUCGUCUCUAGCCUGCACCAGUCCCUUUUUACGUCUAACCUACCCUACCAGUCAAGUCCCUUCCAUGGCCGUCGACCCCGUCUUCCGCAUCGCACCAACCAGCCAGUCGUAUGACUGGGGCAAGGUCGGCGACGACUCCAAGGUUGCCCAGCUAUCUGCCGGGGCGGGCAUUCCGGGCUUUACCGUCAAGCAGUCUACUCCAUAUGCCGAGCUAUGGAUGGGCACUCACACCAAGUCGCCCUCUGGCGUGAUUGGCUCAAGCAACACCCUCCCUCAGUUCCUCGCCCACUACCCACAGCUAAUCGGCAAAUCCGUCUCGACCCGCUUCGACACCAAGGACGGCAACCUACCCUUCCUCUUCAAGGUCCUCGCCAUCGAGAAAGCACUCAGCAUCCAGACCCACCCAGACAAGGAGACGUCCGAGCAGCUGCACGCCACCGAGCCCGACAUCUACAAAGAUCCUAAUCACAAGCCCGAGAUGGCACUCGCCCUCACGCCGUUCAAGGCGCUCUGCGGGUUCAUGCCCCUCCCCUCCAUCCAGGCCUACCUCCACGCCGUACCCGAGUUCGCCGCGCUCAUCCCGCCCGCCAUCUCCCAGCCCUUCCUGCUGCUCACCCCAUCCUCGCCCGAGGCCGACCAAAAGAAGCUUCUCCGCGACCUUUUCGCCGCCCUCAUGACCGCCGACGCCGACGAGUUCCAGCCGCAGCUUGCCAAGCUCGUCGCACGGUACGAGACCGCGUCCGUCGCAGGCGGUGCGGUGGCGGGUGGCGCGCUCGAGGCCGUGGAGGAGUGCGUGCGCGAGCUGGUGCUGACGCUGAACGAGCAGUUUCCGGGCGACAUUGGGGUGUUUUGUGUGUUUGUGCUUAACUAUGUGACGAUGGCACCGGGCGAGGCGAUCUUCCUGGGCGCUGGGGAGCCACAUGCGUAUGUGUCUGGAGACAUCAUGGAAUGCAUGGCCAACUCAGACAACGUCAUCCGCGCCGGCCUGACCCCCAAAAUGCGGGACGUGCCCAACCUCGUUUCCGUGCUCACAUACGCGCCCUCGGCCGUGUCCAAGCACAUGGUCCAGCCCACGCCGUUCGCCGGCGCGCACGCCACGCUGUGCUACGACCCGCCGGUGCCGGACUUCACCGUGCUGCAGACGACGCUCGCGCCGGGCGAGCCCGAGGCGCACCGCGCGAUCGCGGGGCCGUCGAUCGCGAUCGUCGUCGAGGGCGCGGGCGCGGUCGAGUGGGAGGGCCAGAAGUCGCUGGAUCUGCAUUCGGGGAACGUUAUCUUUAUUGGGGCGGGUACGCCGGUGAACUUUAGCGCGAGGUAUGGGACGCUGGUGGUGUACCGCGCGUUUGUGGAGGUAUAGAGCUGGGCAGGGGUGGUGAGGUGACCAGAUCGAUAGAAGAGGGAGGGGAGGAGUCGGUGUCUUCAGGCAGACAGGCAGACAGGCAGACAGGCAGGCAGGCAGAUGGAGGUUACUGGUUUUAGUUUAUGUAUUUUGUAUCAUCAUUCAUCGACACUUUUAUCGAGGGGAGUUUAAUACCUUACCCCGACCUCUUUUCCACGUGGACACUCGGUCGAAUCUCAACAGUGCAAAGCUCGCGGGCAACGCAAUCAACAUGGAAUGAUGAUAUCAAAAAAUCCCCAAUAAAUCAGAAGUGGAUAACAUGUGGCGCCACGACCGAGUCGAACGCUCUCCACUCGUGCGGGUUGAACCCCGCGCACUUGCGCACCUCCAGAUACAGCGGCUCGACACGGUGCGUGCGCUGUGCCCGCUCCAGGAUGCCCUCCGCGAGCGCCGGCCGACCGGGUUUGGUGCGUCGGUGUUCCUCAAGCGUGCACCCUGGCCCCUCGUCCGCCUUGACGCUCCAGUGCUUCUCCUCUGUUGGCGGUCCAGGUAUCAUCAAAUCUGAGUCCCCUGGGCAGCACCGACGCGAGUGCGUUUCUUGACUCGAAGGCGACAGAGCCGCGACGAGGUCGUCCGUGCGCCCGGCUGCGAGCCUGAACGCGCGCAGCCCGUCCAUAUGCGCAAGCAGCGCCGUGAGCGCGAGCGCGGGAAGCCCGCCGCCGCCGCCGCCGCCGGUGAUGCCCGCGCGCACGACGCCGGCGAGCGCGAAUGUGGUGUCCGCGGCGCUGGCGAUGGUCGUGAGUGCGUGCUGGGGCAAUGUGUAGAUCAGAGAGAACACGGGGCGCAGCGAGUCGGGCUGGAGCUCGGGUGGGGUUGGACGGUGACGCCGGCUGCCACCAGCGGAGACGAGGUGGUCGAAUAGUGUGCGCUGGGCUGAUGUAGUGGUGUGUGGCCAUGCGGAGAACGAGAAGGCGGGACGCAUGUCUGCAUCGGGGUGUACGAGGAGGCUGAGUGUGGAUAUGAAUCUAGCCGGGGGAAACGCAGGUUCCGUUAUUUCCGAGACGGGUCCCGUCCGUAAGGCCGAUUCGUUCUCGGGGGAACCGGAACUUGUGUUUGAAGGUCCGUUUUAUACACGCAUGUGCUGCAGCAGCUGGUGAAGGAGGGAAAAGUCCUGCUGGGGUGAGUAAGAGUGUUCGUAGUGCAGAUCGACGUGCACGAGCGGCGCACAGAGCCGGAGAUGCGAUACGAGUUGUGUACACUGCGCAACUGAGCCCUUCAGGCUGAUCUCCCUGAGCCGCGGAAGGGCCACAGAGGGCAGCGGAUCGCCACUAGCCCCGUUGUCCCGCUGAUUCCCCAGGACACUCCAAAGCGGAUCUGGAUCUUCCACGGCAGACAGGAAAAGCGUCUUGUGCAGCGCGAGCGCCUCCAGCAGCGGCAUCCUUGACAGCAUCGUGAGGAGUAUGUACAUCGUCGGAUGCGACGAAGGCGGGACCUCGUCGAUGUCGAGCCGCGUCAGACGUUCCAGGCGCAGACGAGGCCAGUCGACCGCGCACCCCCUCAGCGAGAGGCUGCGCAGGUUCGGCGCCGCACCGCGCAGGAGGUGCGUCGGGAGACACGCGACGGGGUGGUCCUCGAACCGGCCCUGGAUCUGCCGCAUCGAGAGCAUCAGCGUGUGCAGCAUCGGCGCCUCCACCUUAUCAGUAAUCGCUCUCGCUCCCUGGGCCUCCUCGUCUUCGCCUUCGUACCGGCCCAAGUCCCCGAAGCCAGGCUGCGGCUGCGGCUGCGGCUGCGGCUGCGGCAGUCCCCGCGUCAUCGCCUUAGAC